Setaria italica (foxtail millet) is the source of this 5814-nucleotide messenger RNA. Its product is annotated as 1-phosphatidylinositol-3-phosphate 5-kinase FAB1A-like. Gene Ontology annotation, cellular component: endosome membrane. Gene Ontology annotation, molecular function: ATP binding; 1-phosphatidylinositol-3-phosphate 5-kinase activity. Gene Ontology annotation, biological process: phosphatidylinositol phosphate biosynthetic process. The record is from RefSeq and is a predicted model, not a curated record. NCBI's taxonomy places the organism in Eukaryota, Viridiplantae, Streptophyta, Magnoliopsida, Poales, Poaceae.
GCAGGCCCCCCAAAGACGACGCCCCCGCCAAUCUUCCAUAGGCAUAGCCAAGCCUGGCCCUCCUCCACGCCCCCACCCCUCAUUCCAGCGAUCACCGACGGACGCGGCGACCAGGAUUCCGCCCUGCCCGCCGCCGGCCGCCUCCACCCACCUCCGUGCGCCUCUCGGAGGGAGCGAAUCGGGCGGGCCGCCUCCUCCCAGCAGCAGGACGUCCGCCCACCACCAACGACAGCCAGCCUCCUCCCGCAGCAGGACGUCCGCGGUCCGCCCACACCCACGCCGGCCCGCCUACUCCUGCCGGACGUGAGCUUUCCAGAAUCCACGACGUCGACUCGUCUGCGGCCAUCCGGAAUUCCGGAUUCCGCCCCCCACGACGCUCGACUUGUCUGCUGCCACCCGAAUUCCGUCCCCCACGGCGCAAUCCUGUUGCCCAAUCCGAGGUGCCAUGCUAGCACAAUAAUGCAGUGAAGUUGUGCCAUGAGUAAAAUGUGCCAUGCAUGUGUAUCAAAAGAGACAACCAUGGAUGAGGUCAAUAUUGACCUAACCUGCAGUACAUCUUGCUGCAAGAUGUGUGACCAUGGUGAGGGAUCAUCAAUUGUUACUGGUGAGGUCAACUGGUUGCACAUGGACUCAAGCCCUUGCAACACUCCUUAUGGCACCCCUAUGUUUAGCCGAGAAAAUUCUUUCUCAAGCUUUGCUAGUUGCUUUUCAAGUCUUGAUGACUCCCUAGCAGACUCUGAUGAGGAGAUUGAGCUCCAAGAUACUGGUCAACUUUAUCCUGAUACCCUAUUAAGUGAUGGUCUUAUGGAGCAAGGAGAAGGGAGUUUAAUACAAGUGGAAGAAUGUCAACUCAGUGAUAUUUCUGUUGUUGAUGACGGGGCUACUUUUCCCAUUCUAGCAUAUCAAAAUAUUUCAUCUGGUCAUCCACAGUCGGAGACCCUUGAAGACUCCACCAAGGAAAAUUUUGGUGCCACCAAUAUUACUUCAUAUUCGAAUCUAUCUUCUGAGCAGCAUCAAGAUGUCCUAUCCAAUAAUCAAUCUAUAGAAACAAAAUUUGGUGUAUCAGUGGAAGAUAUCAAUCCUAAACAAUCCGGUGUGAUAGAUGUUGAAGAGGUCACCAGCCUUCCUAUGCCAGGUGGUGAUAUUAUUCCAUUGAAUGAACAAGUUAUGGAUCAACUUGAUAAUACCAUGGAAAAUACAAUAGUUUAUAACAAUAUAUCAAAUACCGAACCUGACAUGAAACAUGGUGCUGACUUUGAUAACGAAAAUGAAUGCCUAUACCCAAUGGCAUUGCCCAGUUUUGAUGCAGAUCCUCUCAUAUGGUCACCACCAGAACCAGAAAAUAAGGAAGAUGACUUUGAUACUGUUUUUAAUAACUCUGAUGAGAGUGAAAAUAACAGCAGUGGGUGGGCUAGGUCAAGUUUCAACUUUAACUUAGCAGAGCGAAGCAAGGAAAGCCAUGAAGACCAAUUGCAGAAAGUAAUGUCAGAAGUUAUGAAUGGGCAAUUCAAGAUCCUUGUAAGUCGUUUCUUGGCUGCUGAAGGGUUCUCUCUGUCUUAUGGAGGCACCGAGAAGAACUGGUUUGAUAUUGUUGCUUCAUUGUCAUGGGAUGCUGCACUACUUGUCAAGCCUGAUGCCAAUUCUGGAAAUGCAAUGGAUCCUGGUUUGUACGUGAAGGUUAAAUGCAUAGCUUCAGGAUCUUACCAGCAGAGUGAAGUGAUCAAUGGUCUUGUUUUUAAGAAGAGUGCUGCACAUAAGCAGAUGCGUGCCAAUGUAAAGCAUCCAAAAUUGUUACUUCUUCAGGGUGGUCUUGGCCAUUCUUCAACAGGGCUGUCAUCAAUAAAUUCUAUGAAACAGGAAAAUGAACAGCUGGAGAAAACGCUUAGUGAAGUGAUAGGCAAAUGCCAGCCUGAUGUCAUAUUGGUGGAGAAAGUAGUUUCCUGUAACGUAAAUGAAUAUAUUCAGAAACAAAGAGUUACAGUAGUUAGUGACAUGAAUAUGCAUCGGCUGGAAAGAAUUGCUCGUUGCACUGGCUCUCCAAUAAUAUCAUUGCAGGAUGCUCUUACAAAACCCAGCCUUAUUAAGCAGUGUGAGACUCUCCAUUUUGAAAAGUUUAUUGAAGAGCAUAAUAUUACUGGGGAAGAUGGAAGGAAGUCAUGCAAAACGUUUUUAUUUCUGAAGGGUUUUCCGAGACCUCUGGGAUGCACAAUACUGCUGAAAGGCGCAUCAAGAGAAGAACUUAAGAAGAUUAAACGUGUCCUUCAUUUCACUGUCUUUGCAGCUUACCAUUUGAUCCUUGAAACUUCAUUCUUUGCUGAUCAAAAAUUAUUUACAGCAGACAAACCUACCUCAGGGAAAGAGAAAUGCUUUAAAACUAAUCCAUGCCUGCGUGGUCCCUGUUAUGAUAGUUUGAAAAACAGUGACACCAUGAAACAUCCAAUUUGUGAUGAUCAGUAUGCUAAUCAGGAAAAGUUCAUUCAUACUGAAAAAUCUAUAGUGCUGCAUCUUCAUGAUUCCAAAACUAUGACAUCUGAAGAUCCUGCCGGUGAAAAGCAUAUUGAUAGCAAAGGCAUUCAGUCAUAUUCAUCAUUGCCUGUUUCAGACCACUUGACAAAUUUUAUGCAGGAAACAUCAUCAUCAGAUUAUGCUGAGUCAAAUACAUGUGAUGGUUUUGAUGGCUCAAAAUUCACGGAUACUUCCAAAGAGGUGCAGAAGGAACAAUCAUCUGGUAAAAAAAUUGAAGAAACUGCUGAUGGCAUUUGUGCUGAGAGUGGAGCUGCUUUGAAUACUCAAGACAUCUUAAUUUCAAUGUCUAGCCAACAUAUCAGGAACCAAUCUGUUUGCGAGCAGAGUCACCUUUCCCGGAUAACAUAUUAUGGGUAUUUCGAUACAUCCCUUGGACGAUAUUUGCAAGACACUUUACUUAAUGAGAAACACAGCUGCUUAUCAUGUGGCGAGUCUCCAGUAGCUCACAUGUACUCUUAUACCCACCGUAAUGGUACCCUCACUGUUCUUGUGAAAAGACUUCCCUUGGAGUCAUCACUUUCUGGUGAGGCUCAAGGAAGAAUUUGGAUGUGGACCAGAUGCUUGAGAUGCAAUGCUAAGCCAACCAAUAGGGUUAUAAUAUCUUCCUCUGCAUGUAAUUUGUCGUUUGGGAAGUUCUUGGAACUCAGCUUCUCAACUCAUUCUGCUGCGAAGAAGCUAUCAACAUGUGGCCAUUUGCUGCAUAGAGACUGCCUGCGUUUCUUUGGAUUUGGAUCCAGAGUUGCUAUGUUCAUAUACUCAUCUGUUGAAAUAUAUUCUGCUUGUAAGCCUCCACUGACUUUGGAGUUCAAUAACCCGAACAAAAAGGAUUGGCUUGAGGUUGAAGUGAAUAAUGUCCUUGUUAAAUGGAAAGAACUCUUCUCAGAAGUUGAAAAUGUAAUACAAGACUUAAGAUCAAGACACUCUACUCAAGCCAUGGGGGAAGACACCAACAUUUCAGGAUGCGAGGAUUUACUUUUGGAUGUGACUAGGAUGCUUACGCGAGAAAAAAAUGAAGUUGAGGUUUCUCUGAAGGCGUUUAACCAAAUUGUAAUACCCAAAAGUUUUCCACAUGAGAUCCUUGGUUUGAACUGGCUGUACCAGCAACUUCUUCUUGGAUUCUAUAUUUGGGAUCUUCGGUUGCUUCAUAUUCUCGAGUACACUAAAGUUAAUACCGUUUCUUUAGACAAUUCUAUUCACGAAAGCACAGUAAAGAAUGAGCAGAAGAAUUCUGGAAGUAUUGCUAUCCAAGACGCAUCGUCAGUGAAGGACAUUGAAAUGGAAAGAAAUGAAGCAACUAUAAGUUCUUCUGGCAGCUUUGAUGAUUCAUGUACCGAUAAACAUUUUUUGGAUAAGGCUCAGCUUACUGAUAAACUAAUAAUCAAAGAGCAGGAGUUGCCCGUUUAUCAAUAUCAUGGUGUAAGAUCAUCUCUUUCUUCUCCAGGCAAAGCCGCUGAAAAUGGUUCACAUCAGUUUGAGGCCUCUGUGGAGAUAGCUAAUGAUUUUUGUUCAGAUAAAUUACCAUUUACAUAUAAUGAACAACCUGAAGCAUCCAAAGUAAAUGAAAUAUGUCGUGUUGUCAUACCAAGUGAUGAUGCAGGAAAAUGGGUCUGGAAUCAAUUUAGUCACUUGGAAUUGGAAUACAAGAAAGAACUUCAAGGUUGUUCUUUGGAUAAAUUUCAUCUCAUCAACAAAUACACCCCAAGUUCUUCAUCAUUAACACAAUUAAAACAUCAAAUGGACCUGGGGCAAUUUAUAGUUGGCCGUGGUGGUAAUAUCUUGUCAGUUGCUGAGGAAGAGGUUUCCAGCAUUAUUGCUGUCGCAUUAACUAUAUCUGAACAACAAGGGUUCUCUUCUGAAGCUGCAUCCAGCAACUUGGAUAGAAAUGUUUCUAUGCUGUCAUCCAUGCUUGCAUCACCAAUAUCACCUAUGGAAUCAACAUCUGGAUUUUAUGAUUCAUUUCUGUCAGUUAAAGAUAUGCAUCCUGCAAUUGAUCUGAACAAUCAAAACAUAGCUCUUAGAAGCAAAUAUACUGUUGUUUGUAUAUAUGCAAAGCAAUUCCAUGAUCUUCGGAAGAUAUGUUGCCCAUCAGAACUUGCAUAUAUUUCAUCGAUAAGCCGCUGCAAACAUUGGAAUGCACAGGGCGGAAAGAGUAAGGUUUUCUUUGCGAAAUCAAUGGAUGACAGAUUUAUCAUAAAACAAAUUAAGAUGACUGAGUUCCACUCAUUCUUAAAGUUUGGUCUUGGGUACUUCAAGCAUUUGGGUGUAUAUCAGGUCUCAAGUAACCCUACAUGUCUUGCAAAAAUUCUGGGAAUAUAUCAGGUUAAAGAAACUAGGAACGGCAAGGAGGCAAGGACUAAUUUCAUGGUUAUGGAAAAUCUUUUGUUUGGACAUAAUAUACUACGUAGAUAUGAUCUGAAGGGUGCUCUUUUCUCACGAUAUGUUCCUGAUUCGGAAAAUCCUGAAAAGGUGCUGUUGGAUCAAAAUUUCAUUGAAGAUAUGCGUACCAUGCCGAUAUACAUUCAAGGAAAAACCAAAAACCUCAUGGAACGUGCUAUUUGGAAUGACACGGCUUUUCUAAGUAACAUGAAUGUCAUGGAUUACUCCUUGUUUGUUGGAGUUGACAAACAGAAGAAAGAGCUUGUGUUUGGAAUUAUAGAUUAUUUGAGACAAUAUACCUGGGACAAACAGCUGGAAUCUUGGGUGAAGACAUCUCUUGUUGUUCCGAAGAAUCUAUCCCCAACUGUAAUUUCACCUAGGGAGUACAAAAUCAGAUUCAGAAUGUUUAUGUCACAAUACUUUCCAUCAGUUCCCGAUGCUUGAGUCUUGAGGCCUGAUCAUUUCCUGGUAUUGGUAGUUGCCUGAACUUGUCAUGAGUUAGGAUCAGUUCAUUACUUCAUUUUUGUAGUGUGUGUAUGUCUAUCUUUGUCCAUUUUGCUUCCCCGCAGCUGUACAUCAUAGCAUUUAGGACACCAGGAAAGUGCAUUAUUUUAAGCAAAUGAAUGGUGAUUGACACGUAAAUAACCUAGCUAGUGUUCUUUGUUGGUGAUAGUUAGGGUGGAGAUUGAUAAAGGGGUAGAGAAGCAUUUAAUGUGCCCGCAGUUGUGUUUAUUGGAAUAUAUAUUGCUGGAAUUCUAAGUCAUUCCCAUCCUUUGAGGAUUCAUAUUUCUGUAUUACUUUAAUCAAAUGAGUUGUAAGGUUUGUGGGUUGAGCACUUCCCAUGCCAAAGGCAUAAAUACGUUGACACUAUUCAGUCAAGAUGUGUCUAUCAUAAUAUGAUCUAUCCUGGAA